UUUAAUCGUAAUCCAGGUCGUAAUCGUACAAAUCAUUUUUGCACAGUGAACAUUCGUGAAAAACAUGAACCUAAACGAUUUGCCCGAUGAAGUUUUAGAGCAGAUUUUUGAUCACCUCGAUUUGUACGAGUUGAAGUUAGCGUCCCUUGUGUGCCGUCGGUGGGCCAAAGUUACUUUUUCCGGCCGAAGGAUGGACCGUGUGUGGUUCUUGCUUUGUGGUGCAACUUGGAAAACUUUGCUCAACAUCAAAAGGCCCUAUCGCAAUAUUCAUCAGCUGGGUUUCCGCAGCAAAGCUCCGUUUAAACGCUUAUCACGGUUUCUGCAAACGUUGAAGCUUCCUGUUCGAAGGUUGAAAGUUGGUAAUGGAUUAACUCUCGAAGAAUUACGGUUGAUUCUUCUGGAAGUUCCUGAGCUACAAGAUUUAUGCAUUGCAAUUGGCAUUAAAUUCCCCAUUCCCGAUUCCCCAAGACCAUUCCCCCAAGUUUUAACGAAGCUAAAAUGCCUCAAACUGGACCGAUAUCAAAGCAAUCUAUUUGAUUGCUUCCGAAUGAAUGUCGCAAAUUUGCAGAGUCUUUACAUGAGCUGUGGGAUAGAAAGUGAUCUGGAAAUAUGGAGAUACGUGAGCGGGCAGUUAAAACUCGCUCACGUGUAUUGGUUCUAUCCAACCUAUUUCUUUCAAUUUUUCGAGCUAACGUUCCCACAUCUAGAGGAUUUAACCAUAAAAGAACCUGGUUAUGGGACGACUGAAAAGAAAGCUUCAAGCAGAAGUCAUGAUUUUUUUCGAAGACACUCCUUGCUUCGAAGACUCUCUGUCGACUUUACUAUUCCAGUAGAAUGGAUUCGAAGCAUUACUAGGCACUGUGCUGAGCUGACGUAUCUGUACCUUUUUGUGAUGAAUAUGGAAGAAGGGAUUUUAGAAUCGCUGACGCAGCUAACUAAACUACGGCAUCUUUCAUUUCUCAGACACUCAAAAGAGUGUUCCUAUCUGAAUAGAAGUCAAUACACAAAACUGGACACAAAACUGUUUCGUGGAGCUAUCAAAUCACUCGAAUCAGUUGAAUUGGAAAUGUAUCCCACUCGCGUUUUUCUCGAGAACCUUUUCGAAGCUGCGCCGCAAUUGAACAGUCUGGAGAUCAAGACCAUAUAUGACGAUUUUGCUGAUCAAAUUGCAUUGGAUUUUGAGUUCAUCUGCGAGAAAUUUUCGUGUCUUCGACGCUUAGAACUGGACGUCCGUAAACAGGUAAGUUGA
Molecule: messenger RNA, 1249 nt
Organism: Anopheles cruzii
Lineage: Eukaryota; Metazoa; Arthropoda; Insecta; Diptera; Culicidae
Exons: 3
Coding region: 65-1249 (394 amino acids)
Biological process (GO): SCF-dependent proteasomal ubiquitin-dependent protein catabolic process
Cellular component (GO): SCF ubiquitin ligase complex
Molecular function (GO): protein binding
Source: RefSeq, a predicted model, not a curated record